CUAAACAUGGCUGAACAAUAUGAAAGAAACAACAAUGAUGAUUAUUUAGUGUUCUGUGUCCGAGUUCCGUUUAGUGAAAGUUUUCGUUACUAUAGCUACGUCUCGGACUCUGUUCUGUUGUUCUCUGCUUUGCUCCUCUGUUUAUUUAGUAGCGAGUAUUAUGGGAUGUUAGUACAUUUAGUUGCGAGUAUUAUGGGAUGUUAUUGCACUCGAUAUAGUAAACAGCUGUUUUUGAAGUGUUCAGUCAGUUUUAUUUAUGUUGCACCGCACAGUUUUCUGCAAUAGGCUUAUUAUUAUUAUUAUUAUUGAUAAAUGAAUGUUUAUAUAAAAGAAUGUCCAUUCAAAAUGCUUUAACCAAAUGAUUGGCUAUUUUUUACUCCAGUCGUUUCCUUGUAGUGCAUCUUCCUAUGAUUUUAUUUGAUUCUACCUACAGUAAUAAUCGUCUUGAACCUGAGUUGUUGAUAUAGAAAUGUAUUAUCCAUCAGCUCCGACUUGUUCAGGUCGUCUUACCUGUGGGCUAGAGGACGUGUGUCACAUGGAGUCACGUGCUAUCUGAUAACACCUUAGCUGUGCCAAAGAUCCGAGUCUUUUUCCGUGCACAACAGCCUUUAGCUCACAAUGACUGACCACAUGCCUUGUGUCCAGCUGAAUACCAAAGCUCAGAUGCCACUGUUGGGUUUGGGCACGUUCCGUUUGCAAGGCCCUAAUGAAACUUAUCAGGCUGUGGAUGCUGCCUUAACAGCAGGCUACCGAGCUUUUGAUACAGCAGCAGUGUACCGCAACGAAGCAUACAUUGGCCAGGCUCUUAGCACCUUGUUGCCCAAACAUGGCCUUUCCAGAGCUGAUGUGUUCAUAACGUCUAAACUAAGUCCCAGAGACCAGGGUUCCAAAGCCAAGGAUGGAUGUUUGAGAAGCCUGGAGCAACUAGGCUUAGAUUAUAUUGACCUGUUUCUCAUUCACUGGCCUGGUACACAGGGUUUGGAUGUAAAGGAUAAGCGAAACCCUGACAAUCGAGCUCAAAGUUGGGCAACCUUGGAGGAGUUCCAGGCAGAGGGAAAGUUCCGUGCCAUUGGAGUGUCAAACUACACGGUGAAGCACAUGGAGGAGCUGAUGAAGAGCUGCAGAGUCAUUCCAGCUGUUCUCCAGGUGGAGUUCCACCCAAGGUUGGCUCAGAAGGAGCUAAGGACAUUAUGUGAGAAAAGUGGAGUAUGCUUCCAAGCAUACUCUUCCCUGGGGACAGGCAUUCUCCUCUCUGAUACUCUGGUUCAGAAGAUUGCAGAACGUUGUGGAAAAACCCCAGCUCAGGUGCUUCUGAGGUGGGCUGUGCAGCAAAACAUACCUGUGUUGCCGAAAUCAUGCCAACCCUGCAGGGUGCAAGAGAACAGGUGCGUGUUUGACUUUGAGCUCAGUGACAGUGACAUGGUGAAGCUUUCAUCUCUAGACUGCAAUGAGAAGUUCUGCUGGGACCCAGCACUGGUACUCUAGACUAAUUCCAGUGUCAAAUCUAGAACAACAUCAAUAGGAUAAUACAAGUGUUAAAGACCAUGCAGGCCAACUUGAAUGUAGUGUUUAUCUAAAUUCUUUACACGAAUAAUCCAUACAUACGGGUUUGGUUCCUGUCUCUGGCCUGUGUGUAUGGAGUUAGCAUGUUCUUCUGGGGUCUCCUCUGGGUACUCCAUUUUUCUCCCUAGUCUAAUGACAUGUGACUGUUGACUAACUGCUCUCUCUAAAUAGCCCAUGGUGUACUAGUGAGCCCUGUGAUGAGCUGGUACCCUUGUCCAGAGUGUUCCCCAUAUUGUGCCCAGAAUUCCAUUGUAUAGACUGAAGGCUCCCCACAACCAAGCGAAGGAUACAUGGUACAAAAAAAUGGAUGGAUGGAUUUAAAUUCUAGAUGUAAAAGUAUCAUUUUGAAAAUCUGCACUACCCCCUAAAACUCGCAAACUGUUAUUUAAGAACAAUAAAAAACACACACAUGCAGCAGUUUCUUUAAUAAAACCAUAUUUAUUUUUCACAUUGUAGUGGUCCUAAACAUUUAUAUUUAAUAAUCUGAAAAUCAUAGCAUUACAAGGCAUUUCCUUUUUAUAUUUUCAAGUAAUAUCAAUGGAUGUAAGGCCUUGUUACUUUCUCUUCCACCCUUUAACAUUUAUUGCUCUCAGGGUCUAAAAUGUUCCAGGAAUAAAGAGAUAGCAGAAGUUACAACAUAUACAAAACUGUUCAAAACUUCUUUUCCCCCACCUAUGAUACCCCUAAACAGAUAAAGAGGAUAUAAGAUCAGUUGUUUUAUGUUUUAUUGUAAAAAUAGUCAUGUGUUGAAUCAUGUUUAUUUGUAUUCCUAAAUCUUUCAUGUAUCAAUUGAAAAUGGUAAUAAAAGUUUUAAAAUAUCAAA
This is a messenger RNA of Tachysurus vachellii, 2386 nucleotides long. RefSeq lists its product as uncharacterized. Gene Ontology annotation, molecular function: oxidoreductase activity. The coding region runs from base 619 to 1485 and encodes 288 amino acids. The transcript is spliced from 2 exons. Lineage: Eukaryota; Metazoa; Chordata; Actinopteri; Siluriformes; Bagridae. The record is from RefSeq and is a predicted model, not a curated record.